UUUUUAUUUAGUUGGAGCUGUCAUUCCACCUCAAAUCCAAUAUUAAAAAAAAUUUUUUUUUUAUUUUAAACUAAAUACAUAACAUAAAAAAAGUUAUUAAAUCUUGGAAAUAUGGUUGUUACUCUAAAAACAACACUUCCAUCGGAUGAGGAGUUGACAGUGCCGGAAGUUAAUUUAUCUAGUUCAGCCCUACGAGCUGGUGCAUUUCAUUUAGGAAAAGCUUGCGAAUUUCAAAAUAAUGAGUUUAUGUUAUGUCGACAAGAACUAAACGAUCCCCGAAAGUGUAUUGAAGAAGGUAAGGCUGUUACAAACUGUGCUUUAAAUUUCUUCAGACAGGUAAAGGCCAGUUGUGCUGAAGAAUUUAUGCAAUAUGCAAACUGUAUAGAUAAAAGUAGUGGAAAGCAGCAAUUUUCGCUAUGCCGUACUACACAGGGUGUUUUUGAUAAAUGUAUGAAAGAUAAAAUGGGGCUAGACCGAGAAGAUUAUGGAUAUUUCUGCCGAGCAAGGAUUCAUCAUUCUAAUCGUCCAGCACCUCCACCAAAAGAAAAGGUCGUAUAUGGGGAUGCUACACCUAAACUACCAGAUGACUUUGAAAGAAAACCAGCCAAAUAUGGUUCUCGAUUCCAUUGGCUAGAAUAAAUGAAUAUUAUUUCAAAUUUUCUAUUAAAUAUUAAAACAAUAUUUAAAAUGUUUCACAUUAAAAAAAUAUCGUAGUAAAAUUUUAUUUGAAAUUAAAAAAAUACAAAAUGUUUAGUCAAUAGUA
Messenger RNA from Condylostylus longicornis, 763 nucleotides. It is a transcript of the gene ND-19, whose product is annotated as NADH dehydrogenase [ubiquinone] 1 alpha subcomplex subunit 8. Gene Ontology annotation, biological process: mitochondrial electron transport, NADH to ubiquinone. NCBI's taxonomy places the organism in Eukaryota, Metazoa, Arthropoda, Insecta, Diptera, Dolichopodidae. The transcript is spliced from 4 exons. The coding region runs from base 112 to 639 and encodes 175 amino acids. The record is from RefSeq and is a predicted model, not a curated record.